AGUGCACGUCAGUUUAGAGGUGGGGGCAUCUCUAAGCUAGCGGUGUCAGCGCUUCCUCGACGCUCACUGCUCGUCGACCCGUCGAGCCAUCGACACCGGGUGACAGAUCGGAGCGUAGAGAGUUUUAAAAUAAUCGAGACAGAGAAAGAGAGACAGUCGAUCGGUUCAGGAAGAAGAAAAAAGAGAGAAAGAGAGAGAGAUUGACGUUCCGGGUCGUUCGACCGGUCGUUUUGUGCUACGUGGAUUAAGUCGAAUCGAGGAGGCGAAAAUACAAUGGAGAAGGAACAACCGGACUCCCUGGCGACCGUCGCCGUCGUCUCGGAGAAGAUGCCGCAGACUCAUAGCCACUAUGCGCCUAGCGAGGUCUAUUCCACCGCCGAACCGCCACCGGCGUACAUGAGACCGCCAAUGAAGAGCACGGCAGUUCAGAUCGCCAGGAUCGCCGCUGUUACUCUAAUCACGAUGUCUGUGGUGCUUGGAAGCUUCAUCCUGGCGGCAUCCUGGGUUCAGGCUAGAGCCUCCUGCACGCCGGAAUCGAUUGCGGCGAUGCAAGCGGAACUGAAGCUGCAGCAGCAACAGCAGACUUCCGGCAUGUAUCAGCCGCAAGGUGAAUUCCUCAAGCAUCUGCAGCCGGAAGCUUUAGUGCAGGAAUCUAUCGAAUCGAAGGAUUCUCUGCAAAGUCUUGCUGCGCCAACGAAGAAAGAGGUCCCCGAUACUAAGGACAUAAAGGUCCAAGGAGAAGGAGAGAAUAGUUCAAAAUCUGAUAGUGACAGCAGCGAUGAUGACGACGAUUACGAUGACGAUGAAUUUCCUCCCGUGCACAUUAAGCUUCCUCUUCAAUUGGAUCUCGACGACAUUGCCGGCACGUUAAUUCAGCAAGCUCGUAGCAGAGUUUCAUGCGUGGUUGAAAGACGACGAGCCGAUGAAGUGAUGGACGGAACUGGCGACAACGGUUUAGAUAACAGUACUGAUCCACAGCGUUUCCAAAGACUGAGCGGCGAACGGGUUGCUAUCCUUUGUGAAUCAGGCAAUCCAAAUCAGGAACAACAGGAGCAAGAAAUGCUCACUCCGAUCAUCGUGCCUCUAGGCACCGUGCAAAUUCCCCUUCAAUCCCAGGAACCGAAUCCAAACUACCAUCAAUAUCAAAUACACACACAGUAUCAAGUUCCCGACAUGCAGCAAUUGCCGCUCAGCGACCCACGAGGAUUGAAUCACAUCCCGCCAGGUAUACUUCCUCCUGAACUCCGUAAUCUUCCUCAGCUAACUAUGGAGAUGAGACCACCUCGAAUGGGUCCGCAAAUGCCUAUGAUGCCACCUCAGAACAAUCAAAUGGGACCACAGAUCGAGGUGCGUCAGAUUCCUAUCGAACUGCGUCACUUCCCGAUGGACCCGUUGAGAGGAAUGCGACCAAUUUCUCCGGAGUCUCGUCAGGAACCGCAAAUCUCGGUGAUGUAUCAGCAGCAGCCCGAGCAAAUUCUCAAUACUUACAAUCAGGAGCAGCAAGGUCCGGUCAUGAUGCCCCCGCCUCCUCCACAAGCUGAGGCGCAGGUUCAAGAUCACAGAAUGCAUCAAGCAUCGCCCGUGAUGAUCCCGCAGACUGAACAGAGACCACCUGCUCCGCCUCAAGUUGCACCUGAGAAGCCACGCUCACCUUUCCAGGGCAUUCCUAUCGAGAUCAGAAGAAUAAUUCAGCAAGUACCAUUAGAAAUCAAGAAUAUCAUCCAGCACAUCACUGGCGAAGCUAGAUCAUUCCCGGCCCAGGUACCAGACGGAGCACGUCGUGAGGAACUCAAGCCGUUCCCGGAAAACGCGAGACCAAUACCAUUAGGACCGUUCCCACUUCCGGUGGAAGUGAGAAAUUUGAUCGAGCAUGGAAAUAUUGAAGGUCGUCAACGCCCGGAUGGCGCCGACGAACAGCAGGAAGCGAAACCUUUCCCAGGUCCGGAGGACGAAGGUGACGAAAUCGAAAGAAACUUCCCCGUACCUGUGGAGAUCCGCAACAUAAUUCACCAGGUCGUAGAAGGUCGUGCUUUCCCUGUUCCGAGAUUUGCGUUAAGACCAGUUGAGUCCUUGGAGGUACCAGUAGAAGCACGUGCCGAUGUGACUGAUGGCCAGUCCACGGAGCAACAAUCCGAACAACGACAACAAGAGCAGCCUCAGGAGGUGCACAUGAUGAUUCAACAGCAACAACAGCAGCAGCCACAGGAACAACAACAAUCGCAACAACAACAACAACAACAACAACAACAACAACAACACCAAUCAAUGCAAGAGGAAGAAACCCGUCCGCAUUAUGUCCAACCACGUUCUGUGCGCUCCGUGCCAGAGGAAGUCUUCCUUCAUCGUCGUGAGAAACGCGUACGUCGUUGCGCUUGUGACUGCGCGUGCUAAAAGAUGCAACUGCACUUCCGUGCGCGCGGACGGAACGAGAUUUUAAGUCCGUCUAAGAUAAAAAAUUAAGAAGAAAAAAGAUUCAAAAUCGCGUCAUCGACAAACUUUGGUCAAACGAUUGCAAUCGUUGCGGUCUUAAGGAAUAAAACAAACGCAAGGAAAAUAAUUGCAAUCUUCUUGUAUCAAAUUUUCCUGACUCAAGGUAUAUUUUAAUAAUAUAACUAUAACAUUUAAAUAAUUUUUCUCCAAGUUAUUCCAAAUUCUGAGAUUUUCGAAAAUAAUCGAGGUAUCUUGAAUUUUA
This is a messenger RNA of Camponotus floridanus (Florida carpenter ant), 2692 nucleotides long. RefSeq lists its product as uncharacterized. The record is from RefSeq and is a predicted model, not a curated record. Lineage: Eukaryota; Metazoa; Arthropoda; Insecta; Hymenoptera; Formicidae. Gene Ontology annotation, cellular component: SAGA complex. Bases 274 to 2391 code for a protein of 705 amino acids. The transcript has 9 exons. Gene Ontology annotation, molecular function: transcription coregulator activity. Gene Ontology annotation, biological process: regulation of transcription by RNA polymerase II.